CAGAAUCAAAUACUGCUUUAAAGUCAAGAAAGACCACCACUGUCGGUCGCCGAUAAGUAUGCCUGUGUUCUAGAACCUGACGAAUGGUGAAUAUGUGGUCGAUGCAGCCACAACCAGGUCUGAAGCCAGCUUGGUUCUCGCGUGUUUGCAGUUCACGAGUCUUAGUUAGGCGUCUGAAAAUUAUCGAGGCCAGUAUUUUAGAUACUAUGUUUGUUGAACUAAUCCCUCUGUGGUUAUCACAGGAUGAUUUUGACCCUUUCUUAUAUAUUGGGACGAUAAGUGAUUGCGACCAGUCAGAUGGGAUAAAGUCUAAUUCCCAGAUCUUAGCUAAAAUAUUAGUCAACCUAAUCGCUAGAAUUGGACCACCAUCCUUAAACACCUCUGGAGCCAAUCCAUCUGGACCAGCUGCCCUUCCUCGUUUCAGAUUAACUAUAGCCUUUUGAACUUCAGCAAGAGUUGGGGGACCUACUUCAAUGUUCCAUUCACAUUGUCUGGGAAUGGAGGGUAGUUGUAGAGUAGCUGAAGGCCAGCUGAACUGUUCUCUGAAAUGUUCCGCCCAUCGUUCUAAACGUCUGGACUGAGAGCAGAUGAGGGUGUCGUCUUUUUCCGAAAUAGUCUGACCUACAUUUGACUUAUUU
Molecule: messenger RNA, 638 nt
Organism: Schistosoma guineensis
Lineage: Eukaryota; Metazoa; Platyhelminthes; Trematoda; Strigeidida; Schistosomatidae
Source: the annotation of a GenBank genome assembly